AUGGUUGAUCCGGAAUUCAAGCGCAUUGAGCGUUUUAUUUGGGGGUUAGCACCUCAAAACAUGAGCAUGGUGACAACGUCGAAGCCUGCCACAAUCACUGAGGCUAUUGAUCUGAGUGUAGCACUAACUGAAGAGGCAAUCAGUGCUAACAAGAAAGAAGAGGCAAACGCACCAGCCAAGGUCAAAACUAGUGCUGAAAACAAAGGAAAAGGGUAUAUGGGCACCUUGCCCAAAUGCGAUGCGUGUCAGUUGCAUCACAAUGGACGAUGCCGAGCUGGAAAAUGCGAGUCUUGUGGAAAGGUUGGUCAUUCGAAAACGUGCUGGGUUGGUACUGGUCGUGGUGGCCAGAGAGGUUAUGGUAAUGGAAACAAUAACCGUGGUGGAAAUGGGUAUCGAAACCGCCCUCAAGGAAGAAAUGGCGGUAAUGGUAAUUGUGGUAAUUUUGGGAAUCAAGCUGGUAGUGGAAACCGUGGAGCAAACAACAAUCAAGGUGGUAACGGAAAUGGUAAUGGUCGGGGACUAGGUUGUUUUAACUGUGGAGAUGUGGGGCAUUUCAAGCGAGAAUGCCCAAAGAUCAACCAAACUCAAGGAAGGGUUUUCAACAUCGGAGCGAGGGAAGCUCGCCAAGAUCCGAACGUAGUUACUGAUUCUAGAUUAUGGUUGACUGUCGUCUAA
This is a messenger RNA of Helianthus annuus (common sunflower), 675 nucleotides long. Its product is annotated as glycine, alanine and asparagine-rich protein-like. Lineage: Eukaryota; Viridiplantae; Streptophyta; Magnoliopsida; Asterales; Asteraceae. The transcript has 3 exons. Gene Ontology annotation, molecular function: nucleic acid binding; zinc ion binding. Bases 1 to 675 code for a protein of 224 amino acids. The record is from RefSeq and is a predicted model, not a curated record.